Lachancea thermotolerans CBS 6340 is the source of this 2217-nucleotide messenger RNA. RefSeq names its product Sld3p (gene SLD3). The record is from RefSeq and is a predicted model, not a curated record. Gene Ontology annotation, cellular component: DNA replication preinitiation complex. Gene Ontology annotation, biological process: DNA replication initiation. The transcript has a single exon. Lineage: Eukaryota; Fungi; Ascomycota; Saccharomycetes; Saccharomycetales; Saccharomycetaceae. Bases 1 to 2217 code for a protein of 738 amino acids.
AUGAGCGUUAAUGGAGCGGAUGAAGAAUAUGUCGGAGGUAGAGAUUCUACUAAAAACCAGAAACCAAACGAGUUGACAUUUCAAGGCAAUGAAAAACAAAGUAUAAAGUACAUUGGAGCAUGCAGUGAAGUCCCAAUUUCGUGGCUAGAUCACUCACAAGAACCUGUGUUACUUGUCGAGACAGAUCUUAGGAAAGAAUUUUUGUACAUUCUCGAGCAGAGCAGUGACCACGAGAAGCAUGUGUUUGAGCUUUGCGAAAGCGGCUACACGAAGACAUUCGUCUUUGAAAGAUACUUCAACAAGUCUUGGGUUCGCUGGCAUCUCGGUACCAUUGAUCCAUCCUCUUUAAAACUUAAGCAAAGUGACAAUUGUUCCCAAUCAAAGCGCCCGCCGCCUAAGUCUCGCAUGGCAAAUACAAAAAAAUGGGUGGAAACAAACCUCUUAAAUCUGUUAGAACUUUGGAAAGAGGAGCGUGUUCUGGUUCCUGGAAGUGAAGAGGUAAAAACAACCGCAUUUUUAGAAAUGAAGCCUCCGUUGCCGGUUUCCGGUGAGGGCAAGCUAACUGGCUCUGUUCAACACAAACAUCCAACAAUUGACCCCGGAACAUAUCUUCGCAGAAAAUAUUAUGAAGCUCUAUUUACUUUCAGAAUCCCACUUGCGUACUUUGCGAAGUCAAACUUGGUUAGAGCGAGAAAUAUGAGCAAUACCAGCACAAACGAGGUUAUCUCCUACCAAAUGCACCUUGCAGACUUGCUAUUAGAAAUUCACGAUUUCGACCAAAGACACGAUAAUGGUGGAAAAGGGAUCUUAACCUACGAAUUGAGUCCUGACGAUAUAUCCGACAUUCGUGAUAGUUCCUUGGGACGUUUCGAGGACUUGAAGAAGCGAUACUCGUCGCAGUGCUUGGGGGACCUACGGCUCUUAAUUAAAGUUCGUGAGAUAAAGCUUCAAAUGAUGUUGCUUCUUGAACUUAUAGCCAUUAAUCAAAUGGAUAUAAAGCUGAAAGAUUUUGAGGAAAAGUAUAAAACAAAGCUCAAGAAGCGCGCUAAGCGCGUGGCCAGGAAAAACAUGUCCUCAAGAACUGCUCUAAAAAGAGGAAAAGCAGAAUUUGCAAAUCCUUCUCUUGAUUUCUGCGAAAAACUAGACAUUUAUGCAGACAAGCUGUGCAUUAUCGAUACAAUGUUAUUAUCGAGUGUGCCGCCUCAAAAGGACUCACAGGUUGAAAGUUCGAGUAGCGCAUCCUUAGUCACAAAAAUAUCGGAAUACAAAAAGAAUUUGACGAAUUCUGGCAAAGAAAGUUCAACGAUAGGGUUCAUGACAUAUGUGUUAAUACCUUACUUUACCAGAAAAACACCUCACGCAGUUAAGUUUAUUUCGAGGAAAUUCAAGGGCCUGCGCUUAAAUAACAGCACAAGGCCUGAAAAGCCGAACACAUUGGGACUUGUAUCCUCUUUAAAUGAUCCUUCAAACGAACGAGCAACCGUCGAAAUACCGAGCUCUCCACCAUCAGAAGAUAGCUCUAAAACUGCUUCUGUUUGCACUAAUAUCACCUCCCCUCCUAUGCAGCAGCCACCGAAGGCUUUCAAGCGAGUUUCAUUUCCCAACAGGCCUUUGCCGUCCAACAUACGAAGCAAGUCGCAGCUUAGCGAGUUUUUGGAGCUAGAAUCUGGGCUAUCGAAGAAAUUAACAUCCGCAACGCGCGCUAACUCUGAUCUUCUGCUUGACAAGUUACAAAAGCGUCAAAUGCCUGCUACUGAGUUCUCUUUACACAAUACAAAUUCACUAACAAGGGAAAGCUCUUUCAUGCAGAAACAGGUCCAGAGCACCAGGAAUUCAUCUAGCGUCAUGUUCCAACGUGUUGGGAAACGCCUGAAAGAACAAAAAAGAGCAUCUUUGGAAACUGCAAAUUACCUAAAUGUGCAAGUGGAGGCAACGCCUCAUGGCAAGAAAAGUGAUAGUAAUGCUUUGCCGAAGUUCGAUUCCGCUAUCAUAGAGUCGCCCCUGGCGACCACUGAGAAGCCCUCGCAUCCAAGUGGAGUGCCAGUAAAGGCUGGCGCUCCACUCCGCACUCCAUCUCGGCAGUUUGGUUCGCCAACAGGGGACGUACAAGUUCCAGCGAGUGGUGCUAAGGAGCUCGCCAAUACAACAGAUGUGAUAGCAUCCCCACAAAUUGUAAAAACUCGGCGCGUAAGGCGCCGCUUGUUUGCUCCUGAUUAA